Messenger RNA from Leptomonas pyrrhocoris, 393 nucleotides. RefSeq lists its product as hypothetical. The record is from RefSeq and is a predicted model, not a curated record. The transcript has a single exon. Bases 1 to 393 code for a protein of 130 amino acids. NCBI's taxonomy places the organism in Eukaryota, Euglenozoa, Kinetoplastea, Trypanosomatida, Trypanosomatidae.
AUGACCACAUCUCGAUCGCCUUGUUUUACUCCCUCUCCUCCCCAGCUUCUCUGUUUUUGUUGGUGGUGGUGCCGGUGUUUGUUUAGCUCGCCACGUUUUUUUUUUAAUAUUUAUGGCUUGAAGAUGACGCACUAUUUGGAAUGUGUUUUGUACUGUUUUUUUUCUUUUGCUGAUUUAUUAGUAUUGUUUUAUUUGCUGGUUGUGUCACCGGUCGCUGCUGCCUUUUGGCUCUGUUUUUCUUCUUCUGUCCGUUUGGCUGCGGCGUCGGCUCUUCACCAUCUGGGUUUGGCUUUAUUUCGACAGUACUCUCUUUCUCCCUCCAUUUUACUGGUGUGGUAUUCUCCCAUAACGUCGUCUUCUUUGUUGUUGUUGAUGGUGAUGGUGUUGAUGUGA